Molecule: messenger RNA, 6633 nt
Organism: Ciona intestinalis (vase tunicate)
Lineage: Eukaryota; Metazoa; Chordata; Ascidiacea; Phlebobranchia; Cionidae
Source: RefSeq, a predicted model, not a curated record
AUAGAAUAUGAGAAUAUGCAUAUACAAUGUUGGGGUAAUGUCAUUCUAGCCCUACACCCACUGAUAGUAGAAUCAAACAUAAACAAAGCUAUAUUAUCCAUACAGGGAGAGAUUGGAGCACAAGAAAGUAGUUUUGAUAACGUGUUCAAGUUUGGUGGGAGGUUGAUCGAAGAAGGACAUCCAGCUGCUGUGGUUGUCACUGUGGAGGUGGUGGAUCAAUCUUCAUCUUCUUCUUCCAGCUCUUCAAGCUCCUCCAGUGAGGAGGAAGAAGGGGAGAUUAAAGAGAGUAAACCCAGGAUUAAGACACGCACGGAAACGAAGCCGGGCAUCAUACCCGAGUAUAUUGAUCUGUUAACUGAACGUAAGCAAUCACUUAUGGAUAAAUGGGAGGAAAGACAUGGCUUGUAUGAUCAGUGUUUGCAUCUUGCUCUGUUCAUAAGAGAUGCUGAACAAGCGGAAUCCUGGAUUACAACACAGGAGAUGCUUCUUGCCCAAAGUGAGUUAGGAGAUUCCUUACACGCUGUACAAGUGUUGCGUAGAAAACAAGCGGACUUUGCAAAGUCAGCGACAGCGCAAGAGGAAAAGAUAAUGUCUGUAAACGACGUUGCUAACCGGUUGAUUGAACGUGGACAUUAUGCUCAGGAUGAUAUUGGGAAACGCAGAGACUUGCUUAUGGAAAGACACGCCGAGUUAAACAAAGGAAUAAAGAUUUGGCACAGCAACCUGGAAGACGCUUAUAAUUUCCAAUUAUUCCAACGCGAUGCAAACAAUCUGCUUUCAUGGAUUGAAGAGAAAAGUAAAACAGCUAAUGAUGAUUCGCAUAAGGACCCAGCGAACAUCCGAGGCAAGCUUCAGCGCCACCAAGUGUUCCACGAUGAAGUAGCGUCGAGUAAGGUUCGAGUUCAGUCCUUGGUGGAUGACGGUGGUAAGUUGAUGGAUGCGGAACAUUACGAGAAGGAUCGGAUACAAUCGAUGUUGGCUGAGGUGGAGGAAGGGUGGGCGAAGCUCGUGGAAAGUUGCGAUAAUAGAGGCAGCAAACUAUCUGACGCAUGCGCUGAGCAAGUGUUCAAUAGAUCCGUUGCCGAGUUGAACAGAUGGGUGGACGAGGUGGAGGCCGCUCUUUCAUCAGAUGAUGUGGGUAAAGAUGUAGCGAGUGUGGCAUCGCUUAUUAAGAAGCACCAACUCACUGAAGUGGACGUGCAAGUUCACAAGGAGCGACUAAUUGGGAUUGAAAUCCAAGCAAUUAAGUUUGUUGAGAACGAACAUUUUAACGCUGAAGCAAUCAAGGAAAAACAAGAAGAAUUAUUUGCAAGAUAUGAGAAGUUACAGGAACCACUUAAAUCUCGUCGUGAAAAACUGAGCGACUCGCUUCGUAGCAAACAAUUGUUCCGCGACAUUCAAGAUGAACACGAUUGGAUUCAAGAUAAAUUACCGAUCACUUCAGCUACUAAUAUCGGCAAAGAUUUGAUGAGCGUUCGUAACUUGGUGAAGAAACAUCAUAUUGUACAAAGUGAAAUCACAGCUCAUGAUGGAAAUAUAAACGAUGUAGUUAAACAAGCUCAUCAACUAAUGGAGGAAGGUAACUUUGAGGCUGAUCAACUGAACGUGGCAUCGCAGAGGUUGAUGGAUGAGUGGAAGAUGUUGAAGAAGUCGGCGGAUGACCGCGAGGAAAUGUUGAAAGAUGCCUUGGAGGCUCAAAGUUAUCUCGCUACUGCUCAUGAUGCGCAAGUCUGGAUGGAGGAAAAGAAUGCGAUAAUAAUAUCCGAUGACGUCGGCGCUGAUGAAGAUUCUGCUGAGUCGUUGAUCAAGAAACACGAGGCGCUCAUGCGUGACGUUGGGACGUUUGAUGAUGUCAUAAUUAACUUGCGAAAAGACGCCGAAAAAUGCAAAUUGCAAACACCAUGGGACAAAGAUGAUGAAGCAGAAAAGGUCGUCAUCUUACAUGAAUAUCGACAGAAGUCACCCCGUGAGUUGUCGGUCAAGAAGGGAGAAGUUCUCACCGUCGUGUCUUCAUAUAAUAAGGAUUGGUGGAAAUUGGAGAACGAGGAGCAACAAGGAUUCGUCCCCGCAUCCAUAUUGAAGCGAGUUUCUCCUGAUGAGAUGAAAGAUGAGAGCGAGGAUGAUGUAAGAGAUGAGGAAGUUGAUCAUCCAGAUGUUCAACCUACGAUACUUGGGAGGCAGAAGGAGUUGGAGGAAUAUUACGAUGAAAUGAAAGUCCACGGAGAGCAACGUCGUGGGGGGCUGGAACACUCCCGUCGCCGCCAUGCGUUGGCACGUAAAUGUGACGACCUCCUUCGUUGGAUGGACGAGCAGAAGGUACAAGCGGAUAAAUAUAAAGAUGAGGAUGAUGAGGAAAAGGAUGGAGGGUUGGAGCAAGUGGAGAUGAGACAGAAGAAACUCGAUGAUUUCCAAAAGGAUUUAAAAGCACGUGAGAAGCGAAUCGAAGAAUUGAACACGGAGGCCGCUUCACUUAAACUUGUUAAUGAUGGUGGUUCAAGUAGCAGUUCUAGUAGUUCAAGCUCCAGCAGUGGAGAUUCUGUUGAUGCUGCUCAACUUGAUCAAGAUCAGAUCGUUGCCAAGAAAAUUAAGCCAUUAGAGACUAUGGUUGGACAUAGAAGUAUAACGAAGAACUUGAAUGACCAAUGGUCCUUGCUGCACAAAGUUGUCCAAGAACAAAACGACAACCUCGGAUCCGCACACCAGGUUCAAAGAUUCUUCAGAGACGCCGAUGAAACAAAGGAAUGGAUUGAUGAGAAAAGCACGACACUUGAUGAUGACAAUGUGGGGUCGGAUCUACCUACUGUGCAGGCUUUACAACGUAAGCACGAUGGGUUGGAGCGAGACUUGGCAGCUCUUGGUGAAAGAGUCCACUCCUUAGAUGCAGAUGCUGCAAGAUUAACCAAGGAACAUCCGGAGCAAGAGGAACCAAUUCAGAUCAAACGAACCGAGAUUAAUCAAGCGUGGAAUGAUUUGGUGGCAAAGGCUGAGAGUCGUAAAAGAUCGCUGUCAGAUUCCAAUGAUUUACAAAGAUUCCUCGCUGACAAGCGUGAGUUACAACGAUGGUUGGCACAUAUGUAUGACCAAGUAUCAAGUGAAGAUGUGGCUGAAGAUAUCCCGGCUGCUGAAGCGAUGCUGCAAAGGCACCAGGAGCAUCGAGCCGACAUGGAUGCUCACGCACCAGCCUUCCACGGGUUGGAGAGACAAGCAGAUGUUCUUAUACAAGCAGAACAUGGAGCAGCCGACGACAUCGACGCUGCUAUACAGGAAACAUCUAAGCAACGAGAAGAAUUGGAAAAAGCAUGGGCAAACCGUCGUAUAUUAUUAGAGCAAUGUCUCAUCUUACAUUUGUUCUUACGUGAUUGCGAUAAUGCUGAGAAUUGGAUGCAAGCCAGAGAAGCUUUCCUUGCUGUCGAACAAAACGACGACACGUUGGAUUCCGUUGAAUCGUUGAUCAAGAAACACGAAGACUUUGACCGAGCGAUCGGGUUGCAGGAGGCGAAGAUGGCUUCCCUUCAAUCAUCGGCUCAACAUCUCAAUAAAUCGGAUCCUCCACAUUAUGCGAAGGAGAGGAUCGAGGAGAAAGCUAAAGAUGUCCAAGAGAGGUGGCAGCAGUUAAAGGUAGCUUUGAUAGAGAAGCGUUCACGACUCGGUGAAACACAAACGUUGCAACAAUUCAGUCGCGAUGUCGAUGAGGCUGACGCUUGGAUCGCCGAGAAGAUGCAGACGGCACUUGAUGAUAGUUACAAAGAUCCAACUAAUAUUCAGAGCAAGCAUCAGAAACACGAAGCGUUUGAAGCGGAAUUAGAAGCGAACAAGGAGAGAAUCCAAGGAAUAAUUGUGGUUGGUGAACAACUUAUUGAGACUCGACAGUGUGCUGGGUCUGAGGAAGCUGUACAGGUCCGAAUCAACAAGCUUGGAGAUGAUUGGGAGACCUUACUUCACACAUCUGCAGUUAAAGGGGCAAAGUUGAUGGAAGCAAACCAACAGCAAAACUUUAUAACUGCUGUCAAGGAUCUUGAGCUAUGGAUGUCAGAGGUUGAAGUCCUCCUUGCGUCCGAUGACGUCGGCAAAGAUGUCCCUUCCGUUUCGAACCUCAUCAAGAAGCAGAAGUUGCUUGAAGCUGAUGUUGCAGCUCAUGAGGAUCGGGCACGCGAGUUAUCUCGUCACGCUGCAUUGCUGCUGGAAAAAGCUGACCAAUCAGAUGCCUUGGAUGAAGAUGCAGUGAAAGCUAAGAGGGAUGCUACUGAACAACGUUUCUCUACAUUAAAAGACAUGACACGCAACCGACGAACGAAACUCCAGGAAUCGAUGAAAAUCCAACAAUUCUUCCUCGAUUUGGCCGAUGAGGAAUCUUGGAUUAAUGAGAAGAAGUUACUGGUUAGCAGUGAUGACUGUGGUAAAGAUCUUACAAGCAUCAACAAGUUGAUUAAGAAACAGAAGAGAAUCGAAGCCGAGAUCAACGUGCAUGAUAUCGAUAGGUUGCUGGAAAGUGGAAUGUUGCUGAAAGACGAAGCCGCCAUGUUUUCCGAUGAGAUUGUUGUUCGUGUUGAUCAACUUUCAAACAACUGGGAAACGUUGAAGGAGGUUUCAAAUCAACGGAGUCUUCAACUUAAUCAAGCACAAGCUUUUCAACAAUUCAGAGCAAACCUUGAGGAAGAAUCGAGUUGGAUGAGCGAGCAACUUGCUGUGCUUGGUUCACAAUCUGCCCCGUCAUCAUUGGCUGCCGCUCAAAGCUUACUUGCUAAACAUGAAGCGUUUGAAAGCGAUCUUAAGGUUCAUCGUGAACGCGUUACGUUUGUUGCUAAUGUUGGACGUGGGUUGAUUCAAGAGGAAAACCCGCAUUCAUCUGAAAUAUCCGAUGAAUUGAAAGCCAUAGAAGACAAACAAGCCACGUUGGACGUAGCUGCUGUUAAGCGAAGAGAUGAACUACGUGAUGCUUCAGCUUUCAUGCAGUUUAACUGGAAGGCUGACAUGGUUGAAUCCUGGAUAGGAGAGAAAGAGAGGGCGUUGAAGACGGAUGAUCACACAUCGGAUCUUUCAUCUGUGCAAGCUCUUAUUGUAAAACAGGAAACUUUCGAUGCUGGUUUAUCAGCGUUUGAACAAGAAGGAAUUGCGAAGAUAAACGCUUUAAAAGAUCAACUUGUGGCUGCCGAUCAUUUGCAAUCGGAGGAAAUUAAGAUUCGUAGCUCGCAGUUGAUGCAAAGAUGGGACAAUUUAAAGAAAACGUCGAAAAUUCGUCGCGAAAACUUGGAUGAAAACCAGCGUCGUUUACGUGAAGUGAACGAUCUAUAUUUGUUGUUUGCCAAGAAAGCGUCGGCGUUCAACUCGUGGUUCGAGAACGUUGAGGAAGAUCUUACCGACCCUGUUAGAUGUCAUUCUAUUAAUGAGAUCCAUGCGAUGCUUAAAGAGCAUGAAAUGUUCUGUGGGACACUCGGCGAACCUGAGAAAGAACUUGAGGAAUUGUAUUCGAUUGAUGAACGACUUACAAAGAUGGUGUCGCAUCAAGAUGAAGACCCCAUGGUAUCGUCCAACCCAUAUACCUGGUUCACCCGUGCAACGCUCGAAGAAACGUGGAAUACUGUCCACCGUAUGGUAGCAGAGAGGGACGCUGGCCUCCAGGUUGAGCUAGGGAGACAGAAGGACAAUGACACGGCACGAAAGUUGUUCGCUGAUAAAGCGAAUGAGUUCCACGAUUGGUUGAGACAGACAAGAGCUACCAUCAUGGAAGAAUCUGGAACCUUGGAAUCUCAACUUGAAGCAAUGAAAACUAAAUCAUUGGAAAUCAAACAAAAGAAGAGUAAGUUGAGUGAGAUAGAGGAGCUUGGAUCGGCAUUGGAAGAAGCUCUCAUACUCGAGAAUGCUUACACUGAGCAUUCGACAUUAGGUCUCGCGCAACAAUGGGAUCAGUUGGAACAACUCAGUAUGAGAGUUCAACAUAAUCUUGAACAACAAAUACAAGCAAGAAACAUGACCGGGGUAACUGAAGACGCCUUGAAAGAAUUCUCGAUGAUGUUCAAACACUUCGAUAAAGACAAGAGUGGAAAGUUGGAACAUCACGAGUUCAAAUCCUGCCUCCGGUCGUUGGGAUACGAUCUUCCGAUGGUUGAAGAAGGAGAGGAAGACCCCGAGUUUCAAGCAAUCCUCGAUAUGGUGGAUCCGAACAGGGAUGGCACAGUAUCACUACAAGAAUACAUGGCGUUUAUGAUAAGUAGAGAAACAGAGAAUGUUAAAUCAAGUGAAGAAGUUGAAAGUGCAUUCAAAGCAUUGAGUGCUGAUGGUAAACCGUUUGUAACACAAGAAGAACUAUAUCAGAACUUGAGUCGUGAUCAGGCAGAGUAUUGCAUCAGCAACAUGCCGCCGUAUUAUGACUCUCAUGGAAUUCAUAUCCUUGGUGCUUAUGACUAUGUGGCGUUCACCAAAGAAUUGUUCACUAACUAGUAGUAGCAUGUGUGUAGUUGUGCAGUACGUGUUGUUUAAUUAGUGUUCAUGUAAUCUUCAUAUAAAGAUAAUAGAGUAGAGUCAUAUCCCUUCUGGAGCUGCCUUUAUUUUGAAAAACUAUUUGAACUUGGUGAAAAUCUUGCGUAGCAUUUCUUCAAACACAGCAAACUAAUCAAUAAAACAAACGUCGACUGA